Molecule: messenger RNA, 2432 nt
Organism: Pungitius pungitius (ninespine stickleback)
Lineage: Eukaryota; Metazoa; Chordata; Actinopteri; Perciformes; Gasterosteidae
Gene: faim2b
Product: Fas apoptotic inhibitory molecule 2b
Exons: 12
Coding region: 242-1009 (255 amino acids)
Biological process (GO): negative regulation of apoptotic signaling pathway
Cellular component (GO): endoplasmic reticulum; Golgi apparatus
Source: RefSeq, a predicted model, not a curated record
AUCAGGGUUAGAGAGGGAUUAUCCUCAUGGAGGCCUAUAAAGCUUCAGUGUAAUCCGGACACUGCAGACAAAUUUAGAGCAACGACUAAUCUACAAGCAACCUUUUAUGGCUGCAGCUCGCAGUGUUUUGGACCACUCCAAAUCAAAUAAACAAGACAGGAGGUGCUGAGAUUGUUUCUGAUUUGGGAUUUGAAAGACAGGAAAACUAUUUUACUCCUCAUCGGCUACUUAAAAGGUGAUCAUGAAGAAGGGAAAGCAGGUGUGUGAUGAUAAAGAGCCUCCGAGCUACCAGGAGGCGACCGCAGGCUACGCGGAGAUGGAGGCCCAGUUUGUGUUUGACGACAAGAACAUCAGGCGGACCUUCAUCCGGAAGGUCUACGCCAUCCUCAUGGUGCAGCUGUUGGUGACAGUGGCCAUUGUCGCGCUCUUCUCAUUUUGUGCACCCGUGAGGUUUUUUAUCCAGACCCACCCAGGCUUGUACAUGGCGUCUUAUCUGGUUUUCUUUGCCACCUACAUCGCACUGUCCUGCUGUGGAGAGCUGAGGAGGCAGUUUCCUUGGAAUAUCAUUUUGUUGGUUUUCUUUACUUUGAGCAUGGCCUCCAUGAUGGGAUUCGUGUCGAGCUUUUACAACACCAAAUCCGUGGUUCUGUGUCUGGGGAUCACAGCCGUGGUGUGUCUUUCUGUCACCAUCUUCAGCUUCCAGAGCAAGAUCGACGUCACUUCCUGUCAAGGCGUCCUGUUUUCUCUGUGCAUGGUCAUGCUCCUCUGUUCCAUCACCUUCUCCAUUGUCGUCCCCUUUGGAUAUGUUCCUUGGUUACAUGCCACUUAUGCUGUGCUGGGGGCCAUCGUCUUUACUCUGUUCCUAGCAUUCGACACCCAGCUGUUGUUGGGGAACAAGCGCUACUCUCUAAGUCCAGAGGAAUAUGUGUUUGCCACCCUCAGCCUCUACCUGGACAUCAUCUACCUGUUCAGCUUCCUGCUACAGAUCGUGGGAGGAGGCCGCGAGUGAAGCAUCCCCCCCCCCCCCCUCUCGUAUGACUGCAUAUGUUUUUCAGCUCAACUCUUAAAUUCAAUCAACUUGGAUGUAUGACCCUCACGAAGAAGAUGCUGGUGGGACUAGUUGAAACGUUUUGGUCCCCCCUGUGUAAUCGUGUCUUUGCAUCCUGCUGCUUCGGUCUCCUUGCCCUAACGUCACCUGCCCGAUACCUCACUUUGGUCCCUGUGCUCUGGCUGCUCACGUGGUGUUUUAUUGCUCUGGGGCCUACUGUGACCACACCAUCCACCAUUAAACAGGCAUUCGGCACAUAAGAGGACAUCCCAUCAAAAAUGUUAUUAUCAGUUUGAACGCUUAUUCAUAAUUCAAAUAACAAAAGAAGCUUUUUAUUAAGCGCUUCACAAGCAAUGUAGAGUUGUUUUUUACUUGCUUCUAUUACACAUUAUCAUAGAUGACAAGUUUGAAAAUGUACUCUGGGUGUCCAUAAUAUUGAAGUAAUUUCUGAUAGCUUGGGUGUUGCUGUGUGGGGGAAACAAGUGAAACCUAAGAUUUCAACUAAGAUGCAACACCAACCCCAAAGGAAGUGUGUGUGUGUAGAAUCAUAUCAUCAUUUGCAAUAUAUUUGUAACUUUAAUGUGGCCUUUGGGAUAUGAUAGAAAAUAUUUAUAUAUAGAGACCCACUUUGCAUGGUUUUUCUAAGAACAACUAGCCGUGUCCACUUGAUUUUAGCAUGAAUAAAAUAUACGUGACACAUAAAAAUAAAUUAAAGCGUGAGAGGAUGAAUGGUGGUAAAUAUGAUUAAGUUUGAUUAAAGGAUUUACAGAUCUAUGAUUCCCUGUGGGUCAGGUGAGCAGUAUCCAUGACAGAGAUUUGAUCUUGGAUCAGGUCAAACGGCUUGAAUUUCUUUUUGAAACAACAGGGAACCACAUCCUUAUUUAUACAUAAUGCAUACAACAGCAGCUCAAUAAAACACCCCCAAAACAGUUAACAAUUUAAUACGGUACAGAUAAGAGUAUACUAAAAGGCAAUUACAAAAGCCACACUUCCAAACAUGUUUCCUUUAUAGUAACCUGAAUCCUCUGUAACACAGAACUGUGGAAAACUGGAUCACAGCCUUCACCCAAGUCCAUUGUCUCAGUAAAUGUGAGAAGCUUAUGUGAAUAUAGACGGCCGUCCAGACUGAUGAUUUUAUCUCUAUAUGUAGAUAUAUAUCUUCAGGACAUUUGGGUGACUUAUUUAUUUGAAGGAAAUAAAAUGUGUGCAAUGCAACAACUAUCAAAGAUGUGUAAUGAUUUUUUAUGGUUUUCCAAGACAGUAUUUCCAAUGUUGCUUUAAAACUGGACAAAGGGGUGACUUUCCAACAUUCACUGCUUCCAUCAAGGUUUUUUUUUUUUACAUAACAUAUCAGACAUAGUAUGCUUUUACUCAUAGCCGGGGG